Molecule: messenger RNA, 601 nt
Organism: Podarcis raffonei (Aeolian wall lizard)
Lineage: Eukaryota; Metazoa; Chordata; Lepidosauria; Squamata; Lacertidae
Gene: TXNDC17
Product: thioredoxin domain containing 17
Exons: 4
Coding region: 68-442 (124 amino acids)
Cellular component (GO): cytosol
Molecular function (GO): protein-disulfide reductase [NAD(P)H] activity
Source: RefSeq, a predicted model, not a curated record
CUUCCUGGUCUACUUUCGCCUUCCGGGUCCGCUUCUCCCUGUCUGACUCCGCGCGUGUCGGUCCGCCAUGAGAGGCUACGAAGAGGUAGCGGUGAGCGGCUACGAGGAAUUCUCGGCCGCAGUCCAGGAGCGCCGCGACCGGCAGAUCUUUGCUUACUUCAGCGGCACGAAGGACCCGCAGACCGGCACCAGCUGGUGCCCGGACUGCGUCACCGCGGAGCCCAUUGUGCGGGCAGAGCUCAAGCACCUGCCAGAAGGAUCAGUGUUCAUUUACUGCCAAGUAGGAGAAAGAGCUUAUUGGAAAGAUCCCAACAAUGAAUUCAGAAAGAAUCUUCACUUAACUGGAGUGCCUACGCUACUUAAAUAUGGGACUCCUCAGAAGUUGGUGGAGCAGGAAUGCUUUAAACCAGACCUCGUGAGGAUGCUGUUCACAGAAGACUAAGUUGUUUCCGCUCUAAUGAAAAGCGUUUGCUACUACCAGCUGAGGACCUGACCAGAAUUCCUUGAGAGGAGACCAAUCACGUUUUAAAAUACAGACAAAUGAAGUUUGCAGCCUGCAAGCCAAUUAAGUUAAAUAAAUUUUUCUUUGAUUUAGUGAGUA